This is a messenger RNA of Osmerus eperlanus (European smelt), 2538 nucleotides long. RefSeq names its product alpha-L-fucosidase 2 (gene fuca2). Gene Ontology annotation, biological process: glycoside catabolic process; fucose metabolic process. The transcript is spliced from 7 exons. Gene Ontology annotation, molecular function: alpha-L-fucosidase activity. NCBI's taxonomy places the organism in Eukaryota, Metazoa, Chordata, Actinopteri, Osmeriformes, Osmeridae. Bases 128 to 1489 code for a protein of 453 amino acids. Gene Ontology annotation, cellular component: lysosome. The record is from RefSeq and is a predicted model, not a curated record.
UUCCGUUUCCUGGUUUGUUGAACGAACGGCGUAAAUAUUAUCCUCAAGGCGACUCAUCAUGUGAGAACAGUCGUCAUAUAGCUCUCUAUAAAAACUUGUUGUGGAUUAGAUUUUGCUCACGGCAGCAAUGGCGCUCUCUAAUCUUGCUGCGGUCGCCUUGCUGUCGGUGGUUGGCCUGUGUAGAUGCGACUACAAACCUACCUGGGAAUCAAUCGACUCUCGACCAUUACCAGAAUGGUAUGACCAGGCGAAGUUCGGAAUCUUCAUACACUGGGGUGUAUUUUCGGUUCCCAGCUUCGGUAGUGAGUGGUUCUGGUAUUAUUUACAGAAACAGAAACUGCAGCCUUAUGUAGACUUCAUGAAGAACAAUUAUCCUCCAGACUUCCAGUACCAAGACUUUGCCCCCCAGUUCACCGCCGAGUUCUUCGAUCCCAAAGAGUGGACUGAUAUAUUUGCCUCUUCAGGGGCCAAAUACAUUGUCCUCACCACUAAACACCACGAAGGUUUCACACUAUGGGGCUCCAAGUACUCGUGGAACUGGAAUGCCAUGGACGUGGGCCCCAAGCGGGACUUGGUGGGGGACAUGGCAGUUGCUCUCCGGGCCAACAGUGACCUGCGCCUGGGGCUGUACCACUCUUUGUUUGAGUGGUUCAACCCACUGUGGCAGCAGGAUGCCGCUAACGUGUUCUCCACAAAUGUCUUCCCCACUUCCAAAACCCUGCCUGAGCUCUAUGAGAUAGUGACCAAGUACAAGCCUGAGUUGCUAUGGUCUGAUGGGGACGGAAACGCACCUGAUAAGUACUGGAACAGCACUGGGUUCCUCGCCUGGCUGUACAACGAAAGCCCAGUGAAGGAGACGGUGGUGACCAACGACCGCUGGGGCUACGGCUCCAUCUGCAAGCACGGCGGCUACUACACCUGCGCUGACCGCUACCAGCCGGGCCACCUACUCAAACACAAGUGGGAGAACUGCAUGACCAUAGACAGCAAGUCCUGGGGCUACAGGCGAAACGCCCCUCUCCAAGAUUACCUCAAGAUUGAGCAACUUGUGCAAACCCUGGUGGAGACUGUUUCAUGUGGAGGGAACCUGCUGAUGAACGUGGGACCCACUCACGACGGUAGGAUUGCCCCGAUCUAUGAGGAGCGGCUCCGGCAGAUGGGCCAGUGGCUGAAGGUCAACGGGGAGGCCAUUUACAACACCUCAGCUUGGAGGGCCCAGAAGGACAACACUACUGCCGGAGUUUGGUACACAAGUAAACCACAGGAGAAGGCCAUCUAUGCCAUAUUUUUCGAGUGGCCCGUUGAUGGAAAGUUGUUUCUGCAAGAGCCUGUUGUGACAGGGCAGACUGAGGUGGUGCUUCUUGGUCAAAAGCCAUUAAAAUGGGAGCCUUCAAAGCCUAGUGGGAUGACUGUGUUCCUGCCCCAGCUGUCCUACAGUGAGAUGCCAUGCCAGUGGGCCUGGACACUGAGACUGACAGCUGCCAUGUAGAGGAGGAAGAGGUGGGACUGGAGGAGGAGGAGGAGGGGAUAGCAGGAGAAAACAAGGGAAGUCCAGUUUGCUGUCAGGUUAGAGGCAAUGCAAAUCAUCCCAAAAAUUCUUUGGGACAUUGCCUGUACUGCCUGAACUAAUCCUUAAAUAAAAUGAAGUUUUAAUGUGAAUUCAGUGCCAACUGACUGCAUUCUGGAACUCAGAAUGCAUUCUAUACUCAGGUAUAGAGAUCAAUUAUUACUUUCCUUUAACAAAUCAAAUCUUUACUCUAGAAUUUAUCAGUGGGUUUUAAAUCUUUGUUAUAGAAAAUUGCACUUUUUCUACGAUUGAUUUUACAUUUUGUAUGAGGGGAGUAUAAAUAUUUCAUGUUUAAAUGUGUGCUUUAUAUUCUGUGUAUAAAAUUGUUCAAACUACAUUAUACAUUAGCCUUAAAAGGGAUAUUAUAUGCAAAGAUUAUUUAACUUUAAUAAAAAUAAUGAUAUUAAUAAGGCAAACACUACUACAGAUAAUCUUGUUAUUCAUUUUAUUUUUCAAAUUCAACUUUGCACAGCAGUCAGGGUCCUAUAAGGCCAUAAUCCCACUGCAGUUGUCUGCUAUAAAAGAAUAAACAAAAAAUGUAACAUAAAUCACAGCAGCAGACUGUGGCAACUGAACAAAGUCCUUCAGAACAGACACAGUCCGAUGAAAGGGUAAAGAUCCUCCCAGAAUGGGCAGGUCAGACCCUGACGACAGUUUUCAGCUUAGGGAACAGGCGGAGGGCGUUCUGGGUCGUCACUUCCAACACCGUCUCCAAGGGGACUCCCUUGAUCUUGCUGAUGUAUUCGGCACAAACAGAAAUAUUUUUGGGCUCAUUUCGGACCUGUGUAUGAAAUAUGAAAAAAUGUAAUCUUACAUCUUUUUACAUCUUGAAUUUAUCAGUGGGUUUUAAAUCUUUGUUAUAGAAAAUUGCACUUUUUCUACGAUUGAUUUUACAUUUUGUAUGAGGGGAGUAUAAAUAUUUCAUCCAUUCCACUGUGACUUGAAAAUUCAAUAAACAUUAUUUCUUAUAA